Desarmillaria tabescens is the source of this 1354-nucleotide messenger RNA. RefSeq lists its product as uncharacterized. Gene Ontology annotation, biological process: heme biosynthetic process. Bases 225 to 1211 code for a protein of 328 amino acids. Gene Ontology annotation, cellular component: cytosol. Gene Ontology annotation, molecular function: porphobilinogen synthase activity; zinc ion binding. The transcript is spliced from 6 exons. The record is from RefSeq and is a predicted model, not a curated record. NCBI's taxonomy places the organism in Eukaryota, Fungi, Basidiomycota, Agaricomycetes, Agaricales, Physalacriaceae.
UGCAUAACCCGGUGUUCUGUACCGAUAAGCGUGUUCUACCCAUGCAACGACCAAGAGUUUGGGAAGAAACACCGAGUGACUACCGGUACCGUUAACCAGGUCGGCCCCGUUGACCGCCGCCGGGGAGUAACUUCAAUUUGAUCCGGCAAAAUUCGUUAGUCAACUACCUCCCACUCCUCCCUCCCUCCCUUCUUCGCUUUCCCUUGCAGCAACAUUCGACUGGCAUGGAUAUCUCCUCGAUUCUCCAGGGCGGGUACCACCAUCCACUGCCUCGAUCAUGGCAAGGCCGGCGCCAGCUCACAAAGUCGAUGCUCAUGUAUCCCAUCUUCAUAACGGAUGACCCGGAUGCGAGCGAAGUUAUUGAGAGUCUACCGGGACAGAAGCGAUGGGGAGUAAACAAACUGGAGGAAUUCCUGGGGCCAUUGGUCAAGAAAGGUCUCCAGAGCGUGAUUCUCUUCGGAGUACCGAUGAAAUGUAUCAAGGAUGGAAGGGGAACACCAGCAGAUGAUCCAACUGGACCCGUCAUUCUUGCCAUCAAAAAACUUCGCGAACUGUUUCCCUCUCUUUACAUCGCCUGCGACGUCUGUCUAUGCGAGUAUACGAGCCACGGUCACUGUGGUCUGCUCCACGAUGAUGGUACCAUCAACACCGCCCCUUCUGUGGACCGUAUUGCCGAGGUCGCCGUCAACUACGCAAAAGCCGGCGCCCACUGCGUAGCGCCCAGUGACAUGAUGGACGGCCGUAUCAAGGGCAUAAAACAAGGUCUCAUUGACGCCGGACUAGGGAACAAGUGCACUCUGAUGGCCUACUCCGCCAAAUUCGCCAGCGCAUUGUACGGUCCUUUCCGAGACGCCGCAGGCAGCGCACCUUCUUUUGGAGAUCGAAAAUGCUACCAGCUACCACCGUCUGCCCGAGGACUUGCCCGACGAGCUAUCCAACGCGACGCUACGGAGGGUGCCGACAUUAUAAUGGUUAAACCAGCUCUUCCGUACCUCGAUAUCAUUGCCGAUGCCGCUCAACUUGCCCCAGACCAUCCCCUGGCUUGCUACCAGGUAAGUGGAGAGUUUGCGAUGGUCGUCGCUGGGGCAAAUGCCGGAGUAUAUGACCUCCGAACGAUGGCCUUUGAAUCCGUGGAUAGUAUGAUUCGUGCUGGUGCAACACUUAUUUUAACUUACUUUACACCUGAGUUUUUGGACUGGCUGGAAAAUUAGAAGAGAAUGAUUGUGAUAUUUUUUAAAAAACGUUGUUUGUAGAAAUGUAGUGAGUAUAAUACCAAAAUUGAUUUCGUUGUACCGGGUUUUCGGUCCGGAAUCCGAACUCCGGAUCAUGCGACGUGGUUCUCCUUCUACGAUUA